Messenger RNA from Antechinus flavipes (yellow-footed antechinus), 4669 nucleotides. It is a transcript of the gene RBBP8NL, whose product is annotated as RBBP8 N-terminal like. The transcript has 13 exons. Gene Ontology annotation, biological process: DNA double-strand break processing involved in repair via single-strand annealing; double-strand break repair via homologous recombination. Gene Ontology annotation, cellular component: site of double-strand break. Gene Ontology annotation, molecular function: single-stranded DNA binding; Y-form DNA binding; double-strand/single-strand DNA junction binding. Lineage: Eukaryota; Metazoa; Chordata; Mammalia; Dasyuromorphia; Dasyuridae. The record is from RefSeq and is a predicted model, not a curated record. The coding region runs from base 76 to 2196 and encodes 706 amino acids.
AUAAGACCAAAGGAGAAAGUUCCAACUGCCACAAGAAGAGCAAGGGAAGAAAGUUUACAGGACCGGGUCCCAGCCAUGGACUGUUUCACCGAAUGCUUGAACAAGUUGAAGGACAUCCAUGAAAAAGAAGUCCUCGGGUUGCAGAACAAGUUGUUGGAGCUUAACACAGAGAAGUGCCGAGAUGCCCAGAGGAUUGAAGAGCUAUUCGCCAAAAACCACCAGCUUCGAGAACAGCAGAAAGCCCUGAAGGAGAACGUGAAGGUAUUAGAAAACAGGCUGAGAGCUGGCCUCUGUGACAGAUGCAUGGUGACUCAAGAGCUGGCCAAGAAGAAACAGCAUGAAUAUGAGAAUUCUCACCUCCAGAGCCUACAGCACAUCUUUAUCCUCACUAAUGAAAUGAACGGGCUAAAGGAAGAAAACAAAACCCUGAAGGAAGAGUUGAAGAGACUUCGAAAUCUGGAUGACAGACCCAAGCACCACCGGACUAUGUCCAGGGAAAGCAGCUCCAGUCCAGAUUCACCUGUGCCCUUACUGUCCCCAGGGGGGAGGAAACCUAGCAUUGAGAAACCACCACCAAGUCGGGAGACAGAGGAGGACUAUCUUCCUCACACUCCUCUAGGAGAAGAAAAGUCAUCAGGAUACCAGACUUCUGCAAUUCCUAAAAUCCCUCCUGGCACAAACCUACAGGAACAACGAGUUCUGGACAUGAAUCCCCAGAGGAUUUCUAAUCAGCUGCAUGGGACCAUUGCUGUGGUCAGACCAGGGUCCCGAUCUUGCCUCUCUGAGAAAAAUUCUUCUGAGACAGCCACUCCACCCCCACCAAGAAGCAGUCCUCCCUCCCCACCCUAUGACCAAAGCCAUGCCCUGGACAGUUAUAUGAAAACGAACAAGCAAGAUUCCCGAGAGGCAGCCUCUUCCUAUGAAUCCCUGAAGUUAACAGCACGCAGCGAGCAUCUCUGUCUUCUCAACCGCCACCUCUCCUUGCAUCGCUUCGGCCUUCGAAGUCACUGCUCUUCGCCCACUGGGACCCAGAGCUUUUCGAGGAGAGGGCUGAAGGGUGAGGAAGGCGAGGAAGUCCGGAGCCGGCUGCAGGAGGACUGGGAAGACCGCCCGGCCUUCUUGGACCUGCCCGGAGCAAUAGUGUACAUGCGCGACCAGAGACUGGAGGGCACGCUCCAGUUCCUGGAGCAGAGAGAGAGGCUCCAGUACCUCCUGGCCCAGCAGCAACUUCGAGGGCUCCGAGUUCGAGUGGAGAGUAGUAGAGACCGAGAUACAGCCCCAGCGGAGCGGGAGGAGAAGCCACCCUCUCCUCCCCACCAGACUAUAGACUCUGAGGGAAAAGAGACACGAAAGGAAGAGAAGCAUCCGCCUUGCAAGGAGCCUUCCGCAGAGCCGGUGAGACCUCUGCUCCCAGUGGUGAGCGAUUGCUCGGAGCCACGGGAGAAAGAGGAGGAUACCCGGAAUUAUGUUCUGGACAAGCCCCUGGACCUCUCCGACUAUGGCCGCUGUCGGGAAGCCCCUCGAUUACCCGAUUGGCUCAAGUCCCCUAGUCCCCCAGAGACUCGCACCCCAAGUCCAAAGUUGGGGGAAAGAUUUUCGGCACAGAGGAGCAAAGGGGCUCACUCCCUUCUGACUCCAGAGACAUUAAGCAAAUUCCCAGUCUCCAACCCCCACGAUGUUCCCAGAGAUGCGGAUCGAGUCUGCAGCCAAGACAGAGAUGAUCCCCCUGCAACUUUGGAGCGAAUGCCAUCCCCACAAGGUCAUCAUCCCAGCAAACUCACUUCAGAUGAGGCUGAACAUGAUGCAGGAAUCAGACUGAGGUUGUCUCUCCGGAAACAAGAAGCAGAUGUUCAACCAGACACCAACCAUGCUGAGUCCUCGAAGCCUGAAUCUGAUGAGCUGGAUACCUCAGACAGUGAGGUGGCUCCUAAUUAUGAUCCAGGAACCAACCAAGACCCUCAAGGAGAAGACCUGAGGUAUUUUUGUGUGAAGGAUAAAAUACAAGGAUUGCCGAAGAAACGGAAACGGGGACAAGAUCUAUGGAGUAAAGCAGCUAAGAAGUCACCAAGAGGAAGAAGGAGAGUGAAAGGAGUCUUUGCCCAGACUGAAGAAGAGGAAAGCCCAAAGGAAGAAGAUAAUCCCAGUCCUGCUUCAAGCAAUGGGGCCUCAGAGGAGACAUCCAUGAGUGGGCCAUGAGUGUGAAUUCAAGAAGUUUUCUUUUCAUUAUGAUACACAAAAAGGAACUUGACAUAAAAUGGCCAAGUAACCAAGUCUAGUAUCUCCAAACCCCAAAGUACCAGCAAUCUUGGAUUAUGUGAAUUCCCAUUCCCAAUCCUGGAUUCCACCAUCACUACAUACUUCUCCCAGGAGAUAAGAGUAAGAUUAGCAGAGGGCAUUAUAAAGGCUUGAUUUGGGGGAAAGGAGGAAGAGUAAACAGGGAUCAUUUUUUAACCAAAAGUACAAACCACCUCAGCAAAAAAAAAAAAAAAGAUGGCACAAAUUCAAGAACCUCUCUUGUCUUCCACUCUUAAGUAAAAUGAGCUUAUCCAAUCUUUGAUGGUAAACUCUGACGACAGUGAAUAAGUACUUGGAAAGUCUUACAUGAAGGAGAAACAGUUUGAUGAUUGAGCAAAGACUCCUGGGAAAAGACAGGUUUACAGUGGAUGUAUGAGACUGAACCCUCCUCUCAGAAUGGGGAACUUUUUUUUCUGCCUAACAUCUUGUCCAGUCUUCAGGACGCAGAAAACUUGGAAUCAGCAAUUAACAUUUUCUCCCUGGGGAAAAAUCAAAUUGCAAUUGAAUGAAUCUGGGAGGUGAAUGAUAUAAGGCUUCAGACCAGGAAAACCUGGAACAGAAAAAGAAAAGAAUAGAAGGUUCUGGUAUUCAUGUCUCUGCUACUCUCUGAAAGUAGAAAUACUCAUCUGUCUUCCUCUCAAAAGAGAGACAACAGGAGCACAGUGGCCACUGAUGGGACAGAGAGAUGGCUGGCUCUUAAGCCCUCGCAUCUCUCUAUCAGACAAAGAUCCUAUGACAGUCUUCAAUCUGCAUGUAUUUGAUCAACUCUCAACUAUCCAAAGGUACCAAUUGAGAGGAGGAUCUCUGAAAUCCACAUAUAAUCCAAAAGUCUUGUUAUAGUCAAAAGAUUUGCCUCUCUCAUAAAGUUAGCAUGUCUUGAUUGUACAACUUCUUUGUGCAUAACAGUAUAAAUAGUCCUAUGUUUAUCUGCAUUCUAAGAGAGACAUAAUCAUAAAAUCUUCCUCAAGACUCAUGGAGGGGGAUAAGUGAACAAUGCUUAAGAUACAAUAUAUUUCAAUUCAACAAACUAAGGGCUAAACUAUGUGGCUUGAACUAUAAGGAAUAUGAUGUUGGGCAGGUCAAGGAGGAUCAGAAUUGUUAGUAAGUCUUUAAACAACUUAAAAACAUCAUGUGAUAGUGCAUCUCCGUGGCCAAAAAUGAAGCCAUUAUUGGUAAAGAGUAUAUGUUUGAAGAUCAGAAACCUCGGGAUCCAUGGAUUUUUAAAUUAGUCAAACUUCCUAUCCUUAUUUUUCUCCUCUAGACCUCUCAAGAACUCUGUCAAAGAAGGCAGAAGGAGGGUACAAUCAAAGUUGAAAGAUGAAAUAUUAUCAGUAAAAACUGAGAAAUUAGGAGAUGAAAGAUUUUUUGGGGGGGAGGGAAGAUGGGAAGAAUGAUGAGUUCAGUUUUGGCCAUGUUGAGUUAGAAGAGUUAGCAGGACAUUUUGGUAUAUAAAUAAACAAGAAGCUAAAGAAAGCUUCUUCACUGCAAAUGUUCCAAUAAAAUCUAGAUGGCCACUGAUUAGGAAUUUGUAGAAGUAAUUAUUGUUUGGAUAUGAAUUGAACUAGAUAACUUCUGACUUCCCUUUUAACUGAAAUUCUAUGAUUCUGUGAGGAAGGAGGUAGGUACAUGGUGCCCAGAUGUCUCUCAUUUUAGAUAAAAACUGCAUUUAUACAAAAAAAAAAAAAACGAAUUGAGCUUUACAAAAGGAUGGAUGAGCUUAUAAUUAUAGAAGGGGUCUCAGAAGUCACUUAUCUAUUCCUAAAACAAACCAUGAGCUUUUUUUUUUUACAAAGGAAUGGUGUAGCCUUUGCUGGGACAUAUUUUUCUACAGAAAGCUUUUAAAUGAUUUUGUAUAGUUAGAAAUGACUUGGUUUCUAAAACUCAAUUUACAGGCAAGAUUUGAGCAACAGUUCUAUUGUGUAGAUUAAGGAACCCUUGUAAUUAGCCCAAAACUGGGCAGCUAGAAUGUAGAGAAUGGGAAGUAUACUCUGAAUCCGACACAGUAUAACAAUGGGUGUUUUUCUCCUAGUCUGCGUCUACCACCUAGUGGACAAGCCUGAUAAUACUGUAUUUUACGAAAGCUUAGAAAAGAUAGAAAAGUCAAGCUAAUCAGAUAAAACUGAAGGUUAAUCAGAAAAGAGAAUCAAUAGGUAGAGUGCAAUUAAUUCCGAAAUGGUGGGCAUUAGACAGUAAUUCUGGGUUUUCUCUUAAUUUUCAUGGUCCAUAGGAUUGGAGGAUAUCCAAGAAUCCUCCUUGUUAAACAUUUUUCUUAAUUCAAAACACUGUGAUAUGAAAUUCAGUUCUGUGCUAUGUUCUUAUCAUUGAAAUGAUGUGAAGAGUUUUUUGAAAAUAAAAUUUCAUAUAUUUAAAAGAA